AUGGCAGUGAAAGUCACUCAUCCUCCUACCCCUUCAACCCCCUCCGCAAUCAAACAAUUCUCCAACUUCACACGCACAGCAGCAGGCCUUGAAAAAACCCUCCGACUCAUCCAGGCCCUCGCAACCAUCGUCAUCGAAACCAGCAUCGACAACGAAACAGUGACGACCUGGUCAACCGCCAAGUCGCAAUUAGCGCUGACCCGCCGCUUCUUCCGCUUCUUCAACUUUUUUGAUUGUUUCGAGCGGGUGUAUGCGCUCCUCGGCAGCAGUAGCAGUAGCAGUAACAGUUCUGCGAGUGGUAGCGGGACAGGCGCUGACGGGUUUCCGACGACGCUGCUUGAGCUCGGUCGGUGGACGUGUUUGGGGCUGUAUUUUGUGUUGGAGGAUUGUACUAUCCUCCACGCGAUGAACGUCUACCCCGUGCAAUGGAACAAGCCCGUUCUCGUUGAGGCCUACAAGUUCUGGUUCUACGCGUUGGCGUUAUCGAUCGUCGGGGCCUUGUGGGGGUUACUGUUUGGUUCUGCUUCUGGUUCUCCUUCUGCGGGUAAGGUGCAGCAGGAUGAGAAGAAGGGCGGAAGUGGCAAGGAGGGAAAGGAAGGAGGGAGAAAAGAGGUGUCUACGGGGCCUCUAGUGAAGCGGAUUGUGGUUGAUGGCUGUGAUUUGUUGAUUCCUGGAGUGUUUCUGGGAUGGAUUCAGGUGAGCGAUGUGGUGGUGGGCAUGGCAAUGGUGGUGAGUACACUCGUCGCGGGGAGAGAUGUUUGGGUCAAGGCUCAGCAAGCAUAA
Aspergillus thermomutatus is the source of this 783-nucleotide messenger RNA. RefSeq names its product PEX11 domain protein. The transcript has 3 exons. Gene Ontology annotation, cellular component: peroxisomal membrane. NCBI's taxonomy places the organism in Eukaryota, Fungi, Ascomycota, Eurotiomycetes, Eurotiales, Aspergillaceae. Bases 1 to 783 code for a protein of 260 amino acids. The record is from RefSeq and is a predicted model, not a curated record. Gene Ontology annotation, biological process: peroxisome fission; regulation of peroxisome size.